AAGCUGCGGCCCUUGGCGCUCCGGGGCAGGAGGAAGUGGCGGUCGCCGCGGCGGCGGCGGCGGCGGCGCGAAGACGGCGGGCAUGGUGGGGCGGGAGAAGGAGCUCUCCAUCCACUUUGUUCCCGGGAGCUGCCGGCUGGUGGAGGAGGAACUUAACCUCCCCAGUAGGCGAGUUUUGGUUACUGGUGCCACUGGGCUUCUGGGCAGAGCUGUGUAUAAAGAAUUUAAGCAGAAUAAUUGGCAUGCCUUAGGCUGUGGUUUUAGAAGAGCAAGACCAAAAUUUGAACAGGUUAAUCUUUUGGAUUCUGAAGCAGUUCAUCACAUCAUUCAUGAUUUUCAGCCCCAUGUCAUAGUACAUUGUGCAGCAGAGAGAAGGCCAGAUGUUGUAGAAAAUCAGCCAGAUGCUGCUUCUCAACUUAAUGUGGAUGCUUCUGGGAAUUUAGCAAAGGAAGCAGCUUUAAUUGGAGCGUUUCUGAUCUACAUUAGCUCAGAUUAUGUAUUUGACGGAACAAAUCCACCUUACAGAGAGGAAGACGUACCAAAUCCACUAAACCUGUAUGGCAAAACAAAAUUAGAAGGAGAAAAGGCUGUCCUAGAGAACAAUUUAGGAGCUGCUGUUUUGAGAAUUCCGGUUUUAUAUGGAGAAGUCGAAAAGCUUGAAGAAAGUGCAGUGACUGUUAUGUUUGAUAAAGUGCAGUUCAGUAACAAGUCUGCAAACAUGGACCACUGGCAGCAGAGGUUCCCCACACAUGUCAAAGAUGUAGCCACUGUGUGUCACCAGUUAGCAGAGAAGAGGAUGCUGGAUCCGUCAAUUAAAGGAACCUUUCACUGGUCUGGCAACGAACAGAUGACUAAGUAUGAGAUGGCAUGUGCAAUUGCAGAUGCUUUCAACCUCCCCAGCAGUCACUUAAGACCUAUAACGGACAGUCCUGUCUUAGGAGCACAGCGUCCAAGAAAUGCUCAGCUUGACUGCUCCAAAUUAGAGACCUUGGGCAUUGGCCAGCGGACACCGUUUCGAAUUGGAAUCAAAGAAUCGCUCUGGCCUUUCCUCAUCGACAAGAGAUGGAGACAAACGGUCUUUCAUUAGUGUAUGUGCAGUUUGCUUUUUUCUAAAUUGAGAAGUAUAGUAUGUGGCACUUUUUAAAGAAAAAAAGGAAAUAGUUUUGUAUGAGUGCUCUUUAAUUGUGACUCAUGAUCUUUCAGGUAAAUGUUGCUCUUGCACUAGUGAAAUUGUCUAAAGAAACUAAGGGCAAUAAUGCCUCAUUUGCAGUAAUGAUUUUUCUGUUUAUCGUUUUGUUUAUUCUGGCUUAACUUUGAGUAUAGUAAAUUAUGAUUCUUAAAUAUUUACGAGGCAGGAGGAGACGGAUCUACUGUAGACUUUCUCUUGGAUGAAAUGCAUUGGUCAUUCCUAUAACCUCUACAUUUUCAGGACUUUUGCAGCUGUUGACCUUUUUAUGUUUUAAGAUGUGUUAAGUAGUAUGAAAAUCAUUGGUGUUCAUUAUUUGCAUUGCUUGAGCUCUGAUCAAAAUGUUUGAAGAAAGAAACUUUAUUUUUGCAACCUAAGUACAGUUUUUAAGCUUGAGAUAUUUCAAAUGGUUAUGUGUAAUUGGAACUCGUGCAGCUUGAUGCCUCCUGCUUUUGUAGCAGUGUAUGGUGGGCACUUGACAGAGAGAGUAUGUGUGUAUGUGUAUGUAUUUUUUUAAUGUGUAAAACUGUCCUUUUCACUCCAUGUCACUAAAUGAUAUUUCAUAUCUGUGGUUAUACUAAUAAUGGGUCUUGUAAGUCUUUUGGGCCAUUCAUGAAUAAUAAUAAAUAUGUACUGCUGGCAUGGUAA
Molecule: messenger RNA, 1834 nt
Organism: Hyaena hyaena (striped hyena)
Lineage: Eukaryota; Metazoa; Chordata; Mammalia; Carnivora; Hyaenidae
Gene: MAT2B
Product: methionine adenosyltransferase 2B
Exons: 7
Coding region: 83-1087 (334 amino acids)
Biological process (GO): S-adenosylmethionine biosynthetic process
Cellular component (GO): methionine adenosyltransferase complex
Molecular function (GO): methionine adenosyltransferase regulator activity
Source: RefSeq, a predicted model, not a curated record